This is a messenger RNA of Auxenochlorella protothecoides, 534 nucleotides long. RefSeq names its product Histone deacetylase HDT1. The coding region runs from base 1 to 534 and encodes 177 amino acids. The transcript is spliced from 4 exons. The record is from RefSeq and is a predicted model, not a curated record. Lineage: Eukaryota; Viridiplantae; Chlorophyta; Trebouxiophyceae; Chlorellales; Chlorellaceae.
AUGGUGGAGCCCGUGUGCAGAUUCUUCGGCGUGGAGAUUCCUGCAGGCAAGGAGGUGCAGAUCGUCGCGGCCGUGGAUGCUGACAUGGAGGGCUACGAGGUCGUGCACGUGACCCAGAUUGCACUGGGCGCCGAGCCUGACAAGGGACCCCACACCAUCUUCAUCAGCACUGAGGAGUACAAGGCAGCCGUGGGCACCCUGGAUGCGGUGCACCAUCCCCACAUUGGCGUCGACUACACUGUGAGCCUGGAGGGCAUCACGCUGAGCCACACGGGGCGCUCCUCCGUCUUUGUCUCCGGCUACAAGACCAUCGCGUCCUUCAUGAGCGAUGACGACGACGACGAGCAUGGCGUGGCUGAGUACGUCGCCGCGCUGAAGGCCGUGCUGCAGGCUCAGGGCCCGCAGCGGGUGUCGGCGCUGGGCGCGCUGGUCAAGCGCCCACCCCAGGUGCCCAAGCUCAAGUCGACGGUGGGCGCCAACCCCGCCAUCUUCCUGCACGACCUCGUCACCGACAUCGUGUCCCUCGUGGAGUGA